Cannabis sativa is the source of this 3064-nucleotide messenger RNA. Its product is annotated as abietadienol/abietadienal oxidase. Gene Ontology annotation, biological process: multicellular organism development; sterol metabolic process; brassinosteroid biosynthetic process. The coding region runs from base 124 to 1620 and encodes 498 amino acids. Lineage: Eukaryota; Viridiplantae; Streptophyta; Magnoliopsida; Rosales; Cannabaceae. The transcript has 9 exons. The record is from RefSeq and is a predicted model, not a curated record. Gene Ontology annotation, molecular function: iron ion binding; monooxygenase activity; heme binding.
UUUUAUAUUUUUUAUUUUUGCUCAAUUAGUUGUCAUAAUAUAUAAAUAAAAAAAAAGUUCAAACUCUCACAAACAAUCCAAGAUUGUGUGUCUCUCUCCAAUUUCUAAUUUCUUAGAAUAAAAAUGGGAGAAAUUGAUUGGUGGUGCACAUGGAUUAUUAUUAUUAUUAUUCCUUUUACAAUCACAAUUAUAUUAAUUUUUCUUAUUAAUAUUUAUUUACAAAAAGAAAAUUCAAAAUUGGCCAAAACUAAACACAAUAAAUUGCCACCAGGAAGAAGAGGUUGGCCUUUGAUUGGUGAUAGUUUCAAUUGGUAUAAUUCUGUUGCAAGUUCACACCCUCCUACUUUUGUAGAACAACAAGUCAAAAGGUUUGGAAAAAUAUUUUCGUGUAGUUUGUUUGGAAAAUGGGCUGUGGUGUCAGCUGACCCGAGUUUUAACCGAUUUGUUAUGCAAAACGAAGGGAAGUUGUUCAAAUCAAGUUACCCUAAAUCGUUUCGGGAUUUGGUUGGGAAAAAUGGGGUAAUAACGGUUCAAGGAGAGCAACAAAGGAAACUUCAUGGAAUUGCUUCUAAUAUGAUGAGACUUGAGAAGCUUAAGUUUCAUUUUUUGGAAGAUAUUCAAAGGGUUAUGGCUAAAACUCUUAAUAGUUUUCAACAUAAUCAACUCAUUCUUCUUCAAGAUGUUUGCAGAAAGGUGGCUAUUAAUCUAAUGGUGAAUCAAUUAUUGGGAGUAACAAGUGAAAGUGAGAUUAAUGAGAUGGCUAAUUUGUUCUCUCACUUUGUUGAUGGUUGUCUUUCUCUACCUAUAAAUUUACCAGGUUGCCCUUAUCACAUUGCUAUGAAGGCAAGAGAGAAGAUAAUUAAGAAGAUAAACAGAACAAUAAAGAUGUAUAGAGAAGAAGGAUCAAUGGAAGUGAGUAUGAGUAAUGGUGUUUUAGCAAGAUUAUUAGAGGAAGAAAGUUUACCAGAUGAAGCUGUUGCUGAUUUCAUUAUCAAUCUUCUCUUUGCUGGAAAUGAAACCACUGCUAAAACUAUGCUUUUUGCUAUCUAUUUUCUUACUCAUUCUCCACAAGCUUUGAAACAGUUACUGGAUGAACAAGAGAGCUUGAAAAGUUGUACUUCUGGUGAUGAUGAUGAAGAAAUGCUUACAUGGCAAGACUACAAAGCAAUGUCUUUUACUCAAUGUGUUAUUGAUGAAACUCUUAGAUUAGGUGGGAUAGCUAUAUGGUUGAUGAGAGAGGCCAAAGAAGAUGUCAAGUACCAAGAUUAUGUUAUCCCCAAAGGGUGCUUUGUGGUACCAUUUCUUUCUGCAGUACAUUUAGAUGAAAAAGUGUACAAUGGAGCUCUUGAUUUUAAUCCAUGGAGAUGGAUGGAACCUGAAAACCAGGAAAAGAGAAAUUGGAGAAAUAGUCCAUUUUAUGCUCCAUUUGGAGGGGGUGCUAGAUUUUGCCCGGGAGCCGAGUUAGCUCGCCUUCAAAUCGCUUUCUUCCUUCGUUACUUUGUUACUACAUAUCGGUGGACACAAAUGAAAGAAGAUAGAAUGUCUUUUUUUCCUUCUGCCAGACUUGUAAAUGGUUUCCAAAUUCGCUUAAUGAGACGACAUGUAGAAGAUGAAGAAUGAAGAUGAAAUAUACUUAUUUUCUUUUUUUUUUUUUUUUUCUUUUUACAUUUCAUUUUGUUUUUCUUUUGAUGUACAAAAUUGCUUUAAUUUUUGUCAAACAACAAAGAUUUCAAAAGAUGAUGUAAAAAGUUCAACUCUUCCCCCUUAUGAUCUUAUAUCUUGGGAGGUAUUUUUGUUUUGUUUUUCUUGGUUUUGCUCAUGUGGCUAUUUCCAAGAUAAAAGUAUGAUAAGUUUAUUUUUAUUGUGUCAAAUAAUAAAUAAUAGUAGUCUCAUCAUAGCACUUCAAGAUCACAAAUUUAUCUUCUUUUGCUAAGUUAAUCAUUAUGCAGGGCUAAUUUUAAGGGUAAAUAAGUGAGGCAUGCGCCUCAAGCUUCAAAACGUUAAGGGCUCAAAAAUUUUGAAAAAAAAUAUAUUAAUAUGUAAAUAAAAUAUUAAAUAAUAAGAAAAUAUUACAAAUAUAAGUUGGUGCAGUGGUAAAUAAUCUUACUCUAAAAUAAAAGAUUAAUGGUCAAUUCACAAUCUCUACUUUUCUAUUUUUUUCAAAAUAAAAAUUAAUGUGUAGAUGAAGGAUUGAACUUUGAACUCUUAAGAGUUUUACAAUUUUUUACCAUUACACCAAAGCCCUAGUAUUAUUGUUUUGAUAAUAAUUAAAUAUAUAUAGGGAUUUUAAAAUUUAAUUUUAUCUUAAGCUCCAUAUACUUAUGUGAUAGUGUAUCUGAAGUUAAUAGUAGACCCAAAACAUUGCACACUAAGGACUACAUAUAUUAAAUAAAAAUAAAAAUUGUAAAUGUGAAAUUUUUUAUAUGAAAAUGAUCACAUAAAUACAAGAAUUUACAUAAAAUAGACUAAGUUGUAAGGAUAAUAAGAGAAUACCUUUUGUUUUGAUAUGUGUUCUUUUAUGUAUUGUGACUUUUUUAAAAAUAUUGAAUUUUUAAUAGCUAAACUCUUUUAAUUAUUAUUUCACUUGAAUUUAAUUAUCCAAACACAAAUUUUGACGAUAAAAUUCUCUAAAUUAUUGAAUUGGAAGAAAGUUUAAGAAAUGUAUCAUCCGGUUAAGUGUCAUUAUAGACUCCUUAUGUAUACAUUUUUGUAUAUAUGUGACAUGUUUAUAUUGGUACACCUAAUAUUAUAAUCUAAAAAUUAUUUCAAAAUUUAUUUUAAAUUUAAAUAAAAUUAUAAAAUAUCUAAAAAAUAAAAAAUAUUAUAAAUUUUGAAAUAAUUUCUAAAUAAUAAUAUUAAGUGUACCAAUAUAAACAUGUCACAUGUACAAGAGUAUACACAUAAGCAGUCCAUGAUGACUGUUAACCGAAUGACACCUUAAAUUUGCUAACAAUUCAGUAGUUUAAAAAGUUUUACCGUCAAAAUUUAAACUUGGAGGAUUAAAUACAAGUAGAACGAUAGUUAAAAAGAGAGAAAUGCUGAAGGGUACCAGUGGUGCCUAGCA